AGCAAGAGAGGGAGGGAGAUGGAGAGAGAGUGUAUAACUUUGGAAAACAUAGGAAGAGGCAGCACAGGGAACAAACUUUUCUCUGUUGGCUGCUUUCUCAUGGACUUUUUCGCAUUUUAUGAAAGACCUCAGUGUUGACAGAGCGGAGACAAGGGAUGCUAAUUUGUUUGCUUUCUAACUAAAGAGUUAUUUCUCUGUUUUUGUGAUCAGCAGAUAUUAUUUUGUUUUGUUGUUCUUUGCAUUUUUAUCUGAUUAUCGCUUCACUGCCUGAGCUUUGAAGAAGGCGUAACCACACAUCUGAAAUCCUUCCAAAUUUAGCCGCAGCUCUCCCCAGCUCAUAGAAGAGUCUGAAGCUGGACAGAACACACGCACACACACGCACACACAAGCACACACAAGCACACACACACAUACACAGACACACCUGUUGUUGCUGAGGAUUCCCCGGGAACACAGUCAUGGGCAUCUGCGUCACUGUUGCUUGAGGGAAUCUGUGCGUCUGUGCAGCUGUUAUCUGGUGGUGGCCUCAGUGAAUGUUACAGUAGAAGUUGACCUGCCUGUUGAGGGUAGAGGAGGGAGAUGUCAUCCUACUACCCACGCACCAAGGACCUGACUCGCACCAGAAAGUCACUGACAGAUUCACCACCGUCCUCUCCGUCCCCUACAGACAAAAACUACAGACAUGAAAGACUGUCAAGAUAUGACUCCAGUGGAGAGAGUGCAACGGACAAACCACUGGGCCGCACCAGCUCGUACACAAGGAGAGAGACGAGACUGGCUGCUCUGAAUAGACAAGAACAAGACUCCACUACAAAAGACUAUAAGAAGAUGUAUGCAGAAGCUUUGCACGAGAAUGAGAGGCUCAAGUCCAGGUUGCAGGACAGCAAACAAGAACUGGUCAAGAUACGUUCCCAGCUGGAGAAAGUCACUCAGAGGCACGACAGGAUAUCAGAGAGGUCUACAGUACUUGAAUCGGAGAAAAGGGAAAAACAAGCUCUUGAGAAAAGAGUGUCAGACAUGGAGGAGGAGUUAAAGCAGGACGCCCCACUGCGCUUCCGCUGUGGGUACCAGCCCUGAGGGCAGGCUGUCUCAGGGGAGGGGGGAUGAUCUUAACAGAGCUCAAGUCAGACAACCAGAGGCUAAAGGAUGAGAACGGGGCGCUCAUUCGAGUCAUCAGCAAACUGUCCAAAUGAAAAGAUAUCUGAACGGUCCUGUUCUGUGUCCAUGGAUGCUCCAACCCUGAAAUGGCAGUUUAUUUAUCCAUGGUACCCCAAGUUGUGACUCCUCUCUGAGUAAUGGUGAUGGGCCGUUUGAGCUGCAUUGCAAAAAUAAAUUCCCAUUUGGACUGGUGAAGAUCUAAAGAGAAGUGUUCCGAAGUUUGAGGCAAAUUUUCACGGUGUAUGACGGAGUUACAGUAAUUGUUUCUACUUGAUUAGUUAUUCUUACUUUGUAAUAUAGAGUAUUUCACAUUACCCAAACAGGGACCAGUUGUACUGUUUGACUGACAUUUCAAGACCCAGUUCAAACAAACCCAGGGGUUUGCAUGAAGAUACUGAUAUAAUACCCACACAUCACAUUGAGACAUCACGUUUGUUGCUACAUUGUGCACUGCAUAAAAGUAUUUUAAUGUUGUCUUAUUUAUGAAAGAUGAGAGAAGCCAAUUAUGGUAUUGAUUUUUUUAAACUACUGAAAUAAUCCUGCCAUAUCUGGGUUAAACAUGGGGAAAGUGGCUGGAGUCUCAAGGCCCCAAAGGCCAGUUUGGAAUGACUAUACAUUUGGAAAAUCAAUAUUUUAAUUUGAAUAUAUGAUCAAAGGGGUAAAAUGAAGCCUUGCAAAUUACAAAUUAACGAAGGAGCUUUGGUUCCAGAGGAAAUUAUGUGAGCCUCCCAUGAAGUGACAACAACCAGCAGAGAAGCCUUGCAAGAUGCAAUAUUUGCGCAAAACUCAGGCGACAUUGAAAUGAAGUAUAAAAAAUGUUCUAUCAUCUCUGAGAGAAGGCGUUCCAAAUACGGUAGCUGCAAACUUUUCAUUUCCUCCAUAAAAACGAUAUCAAAGGUUCUGUAAACGAUCGUCACUGCCACUAGAUAAGGUACUACACCAGCAGCAUCUCAGACCAAAACUUCGUCGACCACAACGCCCCUCACGUUCUCAGUCAGCAAGGUGUUACAGGUGAAAGCGGCUACCAAACUCACAACAACAAGCACAACUGAAUAAAGCGUACAUGACAGCCAAAAAAAAAAAAAAAAAAAAAAUGGAGCUACAACCAUUACCCUAGCCAUUGGCCGUGAUGCUACACAGGCUAGCCAUAGCAAUCGCUAAACACAUUCAUUAUAUCUGUAACAGAUAAGUUAGCUCACGUUGUCAUGGCUACUGUAGCCGGUCACUAACGAAAACAGACAUUUAACAUUACGGAGUCAUCAAAUUACUUACAUGUGGAGGAGAAGAAAACACAGUUCUGAGUCAAGCUGGAUCCCUGAAGCUUGUAGGACUCUCCAUCUUGGUAAACCCAGACCAGUAGUAGCUAGCCUAGGGGAUAAAUAAAGUAUCUAUCUAUCAUUAAAUUCACUCAUUAGAAAGCUGAUAGGGCUUACUGGCACUGGAAACAUGCCUUUGAUGGUAAAAAAUUAAAAGUUCUGACAGAGGUUCAAAUAUUAGUAGAGGCUGGUAAGUGAUUUUAAGGUUUGAAAGAUUGGAAGACUUACCAAAAUAAGAGCAAAACAGUAAAAACAGUUGCACAAAUCACCUUAAGGUUUCCUUAAAAUGCUCACUAUUUUAGCUUUUCUCCUUAAUUAAACCAUUGCAAAAACACCUUAAGUUAAGAUUUUCCUCACAGGCUACAUUUUGUGCUUUACUUCAUUUUUCAGAGGAAAAUAUUGAACUUUUUCUCCACUAUAUUUUAUUGAUUUAAAAGAGUUAAAAUUUUCUUUGCAGAUUAAGAUUUAAAAUAAGUUGCACUCAUACUGUUUGAUCAAUAUUCAACAUGGAAAAAUAUAUGUCAUGUCAUAAUAUUAUACCACCGUGCCACCUUCAGAAGUUUAUAAUAAGAUAAUGGCCACGAUGGACCACAAGCCACAAAUAGCGAUGACACUCAUGACGGGCCAGAAGUGUUCUCUCCAUGCAGAUGUCUUUUUAUUGUUUGCAGACACAGUCGAGUGCUUUGAGAUGUUGGCUUGUAAAGACUUGACAAUGACUACUUCUACACGUGGUUGUCCUGACAGGAUUACAAACUUAAGUGAUCUCUUCCCGCCAAGCUUCUUGGUGAGAUCUUUGAUGACGGCCCUGCAGAUCUGUUUGAUGUCUUUGUCAUUGGGGCAGUAACUGUCACUCACAGUGAGUCCCUGCAGCGUUUGGUCCACCAGUUGUUUGGCGUAGGCUGCCAAUUGCUCCUCCGUGCAGAUGUCCAGAACACGGGACUUAGUGAGCAGGGUGACAAACAGCAGGGUCUUGUUGAUGGUCUCUGCGAUGGCUUCAAAGCCAGAGGAAGGAGAGUCAGCAGGGUCGGUGUUCCUCUCUGGUGUCUUCAUGGAGAUCUCGUUCUCCUCUUGGGUGAGAUCUAUGGUCUCUAUAUCCUCUUCUGGGAGACUUGGCUCUGCUGUGGCUUCACAGCUGGAGGCAAGGGAAUCAAAUUCUCUGCUUGGUGGCUCCACAAUGAUUGUAGAGGUGUUUGACUGGACAAGGAUCUGUCUUACACCACGGGGAAAAGAAGUGAAUCCACUGAGACGAGCAGUUGACAUGUUGGGAAUGGCGUCCCCCAUUCCAGCUCUAAUGCUGUCGUCCAAGAACUAUGGUCCAGUCUGUGCUGCGUCGUGCAAGCCAGAGGAUCGGAACAUUGCAGACACAUUGGGACUCAGGGACCUGGUUUCAGGGUGAAGGUCAGCAGCUCCAAGAACAGGAGCAGCUGAGCCUUGAGGUGAAUUGUUCUCCAUCACAGAAUAAUUUGUGUCUUGAAACUGGGAGCUCAGAUAGGCGUGUGUAUCUCUGGUGAGGUCUUCAGUACAAUGAUCAACAACCAGGGGAACUGUAAGUUUACUUCACAUACAUGUGUCUUUGAUACACAGCUGAUCAAGGCAAAAUGAAUGAGUAAUCUAGAAUCUGAUGUAGUUACUUCACAGGAUCUAAAAGCUGCUGCAACUUGCUCACGCACACGUGCGUGCAUAUGCAUAUUGCAGCAAUCCUACACUCGCGCAUAGGCACGUACGCGUGCGACUCCCAGCGCUGUUUUCUCUGUUUUCAUCAAUUAUGUAAUUUAGUUUGAAUGUUAAUGUUGGAUAUAUAUGUAUGAUUUUCCAUCAGAUAGUUACUAUAAUAAUAAUGAUGUGAUUAUAUCGGGCCGUUACUAUUUUAGCAUCAUAUACACGCGCUGGCAACAAGUGGCAGCAAGUCCGCUUAGCGCUUAGUUUUUUGCAAUAUAUUUUUAUAUAUUAGUAUAUUUUUUGUCGAGUGAAGUUUUUUAUUCUACGUCGUUGUUUCGUCUGACGAUGGAGAAAAUAAUGUACACGAAGGAAAAACUUCUAGCUUUAAAGUGAACCAGAUAUGGCGUUGAGCAUCCCAUACUGGCUGAGCUGAAGAAGUAUCGUGGAUGCAGAGCUGGGGCUAAGCUAAAGGCUAGGAGAUGGACAUAUAAGAAGUAUGAUGAACUGGAGGCACUUGUGAAGAACCAGCGAGCGUAGCGUGAGUGUAGUGUAUGUGUUUCACGGAGACAUGGUUAAACGACAACACUCCCGACCGUUGUGUACAUGAUGAUGAGAUAGUAUGAGCAGACAGAGAUGCCAGAGCAAGCGGGAAGAAUAAAGGUGGAGGAACCGUUCUGCUUGUGAACAAUAGAUGGUUCAACCCCGGUCACAUCACAGCUCAGGAGAGGAUCUGCUGUCGGGAUAUUGGACUGUUGGCAGUCGGUCUUAGACCAUACUAUGAACCGAGGGAGUUCUGUCACAUCGUCGCCAUUGUUGUUUACAUUGAACCACGAGCGGAGCCUGUAGUCGCGUUUGACGUCAUUCACGAGACUGUGCGAGAGUACAACAAUGAACUAAUGGACACAUGAAUUUCCCCUAGGGCAGGGGUCUGCAACCUUUACUAUUAAAAGAGCCAUUUCUGGCCCCUCCCACAAAUAAAUAACAUCUGAAGCCGCAAAACCUAUUCGACCCUUAAAAUGAAGAUAACACAGCGUUAAAGUUUUAAUAUAGUCAUACUAUAUAUAAAAGAACCAUAGUUUAUUGCAUUUAUGAAAUUAUAGAACUACAAAAAACUGUUGACAUUUUAUUGCUGUUUUUACCCGUUAUAACAAAAGAAAACACCAAACUCUUAUGAAUAUGAGAAAAAAACACUGGCAUGUGUAUGCCUACUUUUAAAUAAAACACAGAAAUAUGCAGGCCUAUUAGAGUCCUUCUCUUAUUUGUGAAUGAUUAAAAAAAUAAAAAAGUAACCCACUUUGAAAUAAAUAAAACAUUAAAACACACAUAAAACAUUUUUUUUGGAUUUAUCCAUGGUUAGCUUACCGGGGAUCUGAAAUUCUAAAUUAGCCACCUAUCGGCAGCAGGAAGAGGCGAUAGGCUGUAAACGUUGCUAUGGAGACGUUGUAAGAUGUGACGUAUAUUUUAAUCGAUGAAAUAUUAUCAGUAUUAAAAGAAAAGAAAAGAAAUUCAUCCUUUGGAUUCAUCUGCUGGCCAUGAAAAUGACACUGACAGAGCUGUAAUAUCACCGAUGAAGCUGGUAAAAACUUUAAAAGCUUUAUGCAUAUUUUAUGGGGUCAGCGGCCAACCGGAUUUGACCACAGUACUCCACAUGGCCAGUUUGCCUGUGCUCUGGUGUCUUAUCUCUUUCUUCCUCACAGGCCAUUUUAGACAAAACCAUAGUUUCUUCCAUUGAGGAGAUUGUGGAAGGUCACCAGAAGGCUGCACACCAUGCACCAUGCCAUCUCACCUGUGAGCAGUGCCUGUGUUUAUAAAUGUGGGAAGGACCAACAGUUUAACAAAGAGGGACACAUGCACUUACAUGUACAUAUACAUAUGCAUGCACUAACAUAAGCGCUGUCAGACCAGAUACCAAAACAGAGAAAACAAAGAAGAGAGAAACUCUAACUACAACACACACAGAGGAGGUGUGACUUCAUUCUCUGCUCAGGACGCCAUUACUCCAUUAUAUCUUUAUAGAAGAUAGAAAUAGUUCUUUGCUGCUAUAUUAUUGUUUAAAAUCUCGUUUACAGAACCUUAAAGGUGUAUGUUCUAGGGUGGACUUGCUUAGACUGAGUUGUGAACCCAUGACUUCGCUGUAGAAAUCUGUCGCUAACAUCAGACAAACAUCAUCUGCAUUUUUCUACAGUUCUCUAAUGCAGCUUAUGGUCCAGUGCAUCAUGUUGCAUUACAACAUCAAACCUGCAAACCAUUUCCAAUUGCUUCGAUCAUUUUUAUGACAUUCAGUCAAGUCUGUAUCAUUUUAAAAAUGAAUUUAUGCUUGUUUUGAAUAAAUUUCAUUUUUGUGAUGAUAAGGUCCCCACUGUACUUGGUAAUUGGAGGGGGCUGUACAUUAGCCUGAAAGGCACAAUACUUGGUAUAUGCACUUUGUACAGAAAGGAUGGUGUUGGUCUUUACUUACUUGGGCAUCACUAGCAGCACUGUAUUAUCUUACAGUACAUUUUCCAUAAUGUAAUUGAAUGUUUUCCAGAUUCUGUUGUGCAGUUUUUCAUGUGCUCGCAUUUUUUGUUUUGCACGUCCUUCAUAUCACAUCCUUAAAACAGCAGAAUGGCUACACAGAAGAGACAGACUGAGUGUGUGGGAAAGACAAUGUACUAUAUAAUGUUUUGUAAUAGAGAUAUAUUUAUUUAUUUAUGUGUUUCUUAGUUUUAAUCUUUAUACAUUGUUUACUUGGUUUUCUUUCAAAGGAUUGCAGCAGUUAUUUUGCUUGUCCUGUGGGGCAUCUUUGUGUUGGGUGAUGAAAACACAAAUGCCAAAAUCAUCCAAUGGUAGAUGUGCUGUAAAUCACUGCUGACCUUUUAGCAUCCACAAUAUUGUCUAAUCUUAAACAUCAAGCACAAUCCAAAGUUUUAGGAAUAAACCUUUCAUUUGUGUGGUGUACUUACAUUUUAACAUUCUGUUAACUCAUUGGCUGAUUGAACGAUACACUGAGUUGCCAGUUUAUUAGGUAAACCUUGGUACUGAUGCAAUCGAAUACAACAGCCCUGCUUUAAUCAUAACAGUUAUGAAGCUUAACAGCUUCUGUACAGUCAUUACGGAGGCCACAUUUACAGGAGCUACUGCAUUGUAAUGCAUUAUAUCGAAGUGUUCUUCAAUAUCUGGGGUCCACAACACAUCUGAAACAUUAAAAUGCUCAUCAAUGAGCAUAUUUUAAAUCUGAAAUUAAGAUAAAACCAAGAAGGAGAAAGCCACUGUUUUGGAGUUGCACUAUCACUUUCACUUCAUUGUAAGGGUUUAGAGGAAAGGCAGAUAAAGUCAUAGGUUGAAACAGUGUGUUAUCUAUGUAUCAUAUAACAUAUCCAAUGCAUAAAACUGCUAGACUAAGCUUCACAUUUAAAAGUCCUUUAGCUGUAGAAUCGCUAUAAGUGGUGCGCUGGAGACAUGAAUGAUUUUGGUGUAUGUCUUUUUCUUCACUUAGUGGGUGAGUUGACCGAGGUCCCCAGUGCUUGAUGUAUUCUUUUAACAAUGUGAUGGUUUUUGAAUCCAACCAGGGCAGCAUGCUGUAACACCAUUAUUAUCUUUGGUCACAUCUAGUAAAAUGAUUUACUCAAAAUGAUAAAUAAGGAACAGUAUGUGUCAGCUUUUCCUACAUGUGCUGUAGAUAUAUUGAACUAUGCAGAGUAUUGUAUUGGAAAGUUUGAAAUGUGUUGAUGAUAGCUUAAUAUGCUCACAUUGGUUUACUCACUUGCCUUAAUAAACUGUACAGGGAUGGAAA
Messenger RNA from Seriola aureovittata, 7905 nucleotides. Its product is annotated as protein phosphatase 1 regulatory subunit 12B-like. Gene Ontology annotation, molecular function: enzyme inhibitor activity; protein kinase binding; phosphatase regulator activity. Gene Ontology annotation, cellular component: A band; Z disc; cytoplasm. NCBI's taxonomy places the organism in Eukaryota, Metazoa, Chordata, Actinopteri, Carangiformes, Carangidae. Bases 580 to 1077 code for a protein of 165 amino acids. The record is from RefSeq and is a predicted model, not a curated record. The transcript is spliced from 8 exons.